AUGGAUGAUUCUACAUUUACUUGCCACUGGGGAGACUGCACAAGCACCUUUCCCGACGCUGAACUACUCUAUGCACACCUCACAAACGACCAUGUCGGCCGCAAAUCAACAGGCAAUCUCUGCUUGACCUGCCAUUGGAACGAAUGCGACGUUACGGUUGUCAAACGAGAUCACAUUACAAGUCAUUUGCGUGUCCAUGUUCCACUCAAACCUCAUCGUUGCACGCUCUGUGACAAGUCCUUCAAGCGUCCACAAGACCUUAAAAAGCAUGGCAAAACCCAUAUGCAGGAAAAGACAUCAACUACAGCACCUGGUCAUACACCUCUUGCCCCUCAACAACAACAUCACAACAGCUACUUGGGUCCCUUGUAUCAAACGAUCCCACUCUCGCCUCCACCCAGUGUCACACAUUCACCCUCUCCCAGCGCCGCUUCUGAUGGUCUUGACCAACAUUAUCCUUACAAUAUGGCAGCAGCCCCUUCUCCUUCAAGCCCGACAUCAGCCUCUUUUCCUACACAACAAUAUCAUCAUCAUCAUCAUCAUCCCAUGUAUGCAGAUUACUAUGAGAAGCCUCCCAUCGUACCAUCCCAAACAAGCUAUCCACAACAACAACCUGUAAACCAAUCCAUGACUCCCAUACAAUAUCCUACUUACAAUCAAGGUCUUGCACACCAUCUUGAUACAAUACAAAACAUGUUGGAUAUGGGUGCUGUCGAACCAAGGGACUUGGCAUUGCCUGUCACCAAUGAUGAGCAAUUAUCUCACUUUGACAGUUGGCUUGCUGGUUUAUCACAUCAAGCAGAAACGGAUGUACCAAUGCCAUUAUCAUCGUUUGAAGAGAAUGCUCCUUAUCCACAAUCCACACCAGUCGCAGACACCAACCCAUACGCUCAUAUUGGUUAUAUCAAUAAUGGUGGUGGUGGUGCUCCUCUUCCUGCUGCCAACGACCAUUAUGUGUAUUCAUACCCGACACCUGAUAGUAGCAUUACAAGUCGACGGGAUCACCUUGCAGCUAUGCCGGACAUGGCUGCCUACGACUAUAGCUUGCAACCCGAAAUGCGUACUGCUAUGAACUUCAUGAGUGGCAAACCAGAAAAGUCAACGUCGACUCUCAAGAAAAAGUCAUCUACAGCCUCAUCAUCAUCAUCAUCAUCAUCAACAUCAGAGAAGGGUGAUAAGAAGGUUGAGGGUGGAGGUGCCACCAAGCGUGAAGAUGUGAUUGAUAUGCUAGCCAGCGACAUGUCUGAGAUGACCCUUGCAUCGGAACAACAACUUUACCCAUCCACUUCAUCACCAGCAAAGGAAACUAAGGAUCGUCAUCAUCAUCGUCAAGAAGCUCACAAGAGGUUAUUGGCGCUUAUUCGUGAACAGACCCAUCUAGUCUACAACAAAAAGGAUUGCAAAGGAACAGCCACUCCACCCCUGGCAUCCACUAGUACAGUCCCUGAAAAACCUUGUACAAUUCAGGUUCAAUAG
This is a messenger RNA of Lichtheimia ornata, 1476 nucleotides long. RefSeq lists its product as uncharacterized. Gene Ontology annotation, cellular component: nucleus. The transcript is spliced from 4 exons. Gene Ontology annotation, biological process: positive regulation of transcription by RNA polymerase II. The record is from RefSeq and is a predicted model, not a curated record. NCBI's taxonomy places the organism in Eukaryota, Fungi, Mucoromycota, Mucoromycetes, Mucorales, Lichtheimiaceae. Bases 1 to 1476 code for a protein of 491 amino acids.